Ornithodoros turicata is the source of this 2381-nucleotide messenger RNA. RefSeq names its product phospholipid scramblase 3-like. Gene Ontology annotation, cellular component: plasma membrane. Gene Ontology annotation, biological process: plasma membrane phospholipid scrambling. Gene Ontology annotation, molecular function: phospholipid scramblase activity. Bases 142 to 1095 code for a protein of 317 amino acids. Lineage: Eukaryota; Metazoa; Arthropoda; Arachnida; Ixodida; Argasidae. The transcript is spliced from 7 exons. The record is from RefSeq and is a predicted model, not a curated record.
UAGCUGCUCCAACUAAAAAAAACGAACCUCAGAUGCCAGUGUAGAAGAAGCCGUUACAGAGCACGACCAUCUCGCGACCAUCUUUGGAUUGGUGGAAGAAGAAGGAAGAACAUCGGAGACCAUAGGCUGCAUUUUUGGCUUAUGCAACGCACUGCUAUGGAGAGAAAACGCCGUCAACUCAUUCCUGUUGAGCGACCCAUAUGUAUUUCUCUGGGACUCUACAAGCUACUGCAUCUUGACUACAUCGGUAUCACCGAGACGACGGAAUAUUUUCCCAUCUCUGUUCCACACUACCCGUACCGCAAGAGGUUCAUAGCAGUGGAUAGGACUGACACAGCUCUCUUCAUGCUGCUGGAAGAGUCUAACCCUUGCGAUGCUUGCAUGAUGCCGGGAAGUAGACCUUUCGACGUACAUGCAACGCUGGACGCAGACUUUAUGAUCUUUCAUCGACCGCUCCGGUGCCAAAGUGGUAUCAGAGGAUGCUUCCUAAGUUGCCUCGCACAGGAACUAGAGGUAGAAAUUCCACCUGGCCAGACAGUCGGCUUCGUAUACGAACAGCGGGACUUGUGGGACACGUCAUUCACAAUCUGUGAUAGGGCCGAGAAACCAGUGUUCAAAAUCAUGGGUGACUGCAUGUGCCCUCGCUGUUUCCUUGAGGACACUUGGUUCGAGGUGAUAACUUUGAACGACGUCCGGAUCGGCACAAUCGGAGUGACUUUCCAUCAACUACACUACAGGUUCCUGUUCGUCACUUUUCCCAGAGACCUUGACGUUCAUCUCAAGGGAUGUCUUAUUGGAUGUGGCAUAUUAAUGCGAUACAUGUUCUUCUACACAGAACCCCUCUGUGGCAAAUGCCAGUGCUUCCAAAUGCGUAGGCGGCGCAGACGCAUUGCAGAUAAUCGGAUACCUCGUCCACCGGGGCCAAUGAGACGAUAUGCACCACGUCAGGACGACUCCCCGGACCGUGGCAUCCCUCAGCCUAGCAGCCUAACAUCCAAUACAUCACAGCAGCCAGAAUCCAACCUACAGAGCAGCAUCCAAUUAACAGAAGCAGAUUCAACAUACAUCGGUAGAUCAACACUGCUAAAUAAGUGAUAUAUUUCCUUCCCGAAUGCUCGGCAAAUUUUCUCAUUAGAUUUAACUUCUCAUUCGCGCCUGCAAUACAUUAUUGAUGUGAUUUACCUCAUGUAAUCCAUUUACUAAUGCCCCAGGAAAUGCGUGGAAGCUAUACAAAAGAAACCAGAACAUGAUCAUAGCGAGAUAGUCAUACCGCACUCGGUGUUGCCGUACGGAUAUUCAAGCUGAAUGUGCGAACUCGCGUAUAGGUGUCAAACUCACAGAAGACAUCAAUUUGGCGUCUCCAGAACAAGCAUGGGAAACUCCACACAUAUAAAAACUCUGCUAUUAGUAAGCGAAUGACUAUCAUUGUUAAGCCCAUAUUUAGUAACAGCAUGGGCAGCAGUCUUACUGUGGGUAUUCUCACACACAUUCACAGGUUCUCGAACAGUCACACGUGUGAGAGUUGAACUGCACCCUUUUGAACAGAUCCGAUACUUGCCGUCUCGUUUUCGACGAUUCAGUGGUAAGGGGAGACAUGCAUUUCACGCGGGGGCCAGGCAGAGGUAGGUCAGAAGUCGGUCUACCUGUUUCCUGUAGAGUUCGCUUUUGUGGCGAAGGAACUGCCCGCCAAGUCCACGUUCCUAGUCGAUAUUAAAUGCGUUACUAAUGAACGCUGUCACUGUAUUCACUUGUCCAAUUUUUCCCUCCUGCGGUAGUUCAAUAUGGUGCAUGAUACUCCCUCAUAUCCGGUCGGGUGCUGUAGUGCUCCUACGUAAGAUGAUUUACAUAUACUAAUGCUGUCAUGAAGAGGAUGUAUGAAAUUAAUGUGAUACUCGAUAGCGCUGUUCUUUGUUCAUGGAAAGAAUGAAUCGCCAUUUUCCUAUUUUCGUUUCCUGUUCAUCACUGCCUGCGUUAUAAAAAUGUUGAUACAUGUUCUGUCAUUUGAUAGCCAUGACGUGAGAUGCGGAUUUGCUUGCUAAGCUAUCCCUCGCAUAAAAGUUGUUUCAUCUCCAAUGUGCGUUGCUUGUUGAAGAAAGACUUCAGAUACUUCAAAGACUGAAGACAGACGUCAGUUGAUGGGAAAGUGAGCGAGUGCGGUUGCGUAAUCGAACGCACAGCUCUCCACUCUGAUGCCCCAUUUCCUUCCAUGCCUUUCACUGCUACCACUAUUACACUACGCCGACGGUCAGCGACUGACUGGGAACCAGAGAAUCGAUGAACUCUAUUGGAGGGAGUUGGUACAUACAUAUGGCGCUAUCAGACGUAGCAAACCGUACACAUGCAGAAUCUCAACUAGCGAUUUUUUUUUUUUUUUGAAAGGG